AUGGCCCUUCUAUGUAUUAAUAAUGCCAAUGUUGCUCCUAAUAGUAUCUUGAUUCGACAAUUCCCCUCUCCUCCUACGUCUCCAUCAUCCGAAAAACAAUUGUCAGUCGUCGCUCAAUCUCCUGCCAUUAAACACGAGACAAAUCUUGAUGAAGAUUAUGAAAAAGAAAUUGCUGACGAUGGUACUUACAUUAAACAAGAACAAGAUGAUACCAUUAUUAGUAAUCUUAGUAAUGACGACAGCGAUGAUAGUAGUAAUCAUCGCCAUCAACAACAAUUAGACUUUUUAUCCAUCAAUCCUAAACAACGCAACAGAAUUAUUAAAAGAAGAUUUGCACGUGAACGAUUCGAAAAAAAGCAUGGAUUCUCCAAGCAAAGAAAGCCUUAUAUUCAUGAAUCUCGCCAUGUACAUGCCCUAAGAAGACCUCGUGGCCCUGGAGGAAGGUUCUUGAAUGCCAAUCAAAUGGCAGAAAUAGAAGAAAGACGAAACAGACCAGAUAUUACUACCAUUGAUGGAUACUCAUAUCAACCUCAAUUAAUCUCAUUACCUUCAUCAUCACCGUUGUCGAUACAAACAGCACCAAUGACACCAAUCCAACCCUUUCAAACCCACUCCCCCUACCACACACAACAAUCAUUCCAACAACAACAACUUUCUCCAUGUUCUCCAGGUUUCCAAGGAAUAGAUUAUAAUAACAGCGGUUAUUUAUUAGAACAAUCAAAUCAUUUCGAUCAUCAAUUAUACAAUACAGUCGUUCCUUCUUCUUUCGCAGAGUAUGCUUGUGAUAAUGAUGGAAGUUUCUAUUGA
Messenger RNA from Entrophospora candida, 807 nucleotides. The record is from the annotation of a GenBank genome assembly. NCBI's taxonomy places the organism in Eukaryota, Fungi, Glomeromycota, Glomeromycetes, Entrophosporales, Entrophosporaceae.